GGUUACUGCACAGCAGGACGUGGGUCUCUGACCUUGAGGGGCAUUGUUCUUUAGCCAGUAGUUCUUUGUUCAGGUCCUGUCUCUGGGUUAUGAUGUUUGCCCAUUAGCAUCCUUUCUGUUUCUUUCCCUUCUUCAUUUCUGGGAUUGGGGGGAAAACAUACUAAAAAGAACAUAGAAAACAAUCCUACUUUUAUGUGGUCAAGGCAGAGGCUAUUAGCAGAGGGUGUGAGGGUGUCCUCAGGCAACAAGGCCUUUCGUGCCCCUAAAUGUCAGCUGAUGCAGGGCUCAAGGGAGGGGAGGAGACCCCAAGGUGUUGGGGAAUGAUCCAGGGAUCCUGGAGGAGCAGAUUCUCAUGCUGCUCUGCUUUUUCUGUCUUGAAUCCUUCAGGUGUUAAGUCUUGGCACUGUGGGCAGGAAACAAUUUCCCAGCCUUAGCAGGCCUGCUGUCUUUUGAGGAAGAAAAUCAGCAACAAAUACAAAUAGCUAUUUUUUUUUUUUUUUUAAUUGGUCUAGAGGCAACUGUUCUGGUGAGGAAAAAUCAACAAGUUAUUUAUUUUUGUGGAAGUUAUUUGUUUUUAUGGCUAAAAGAGGGGAAGGGGGAAGACCAGAGGAGGAAUGUAGGAAGAGGCACAGGUAAGGGAAUUGUGACCAAGGGGGAUUCCCUCUCUCCUAAACUCCUACAGCUCCACCCAGUGCCUCCUCCUUCCUCCUCUGCAGUGUAGCUCCUUUGGGCUUGAAAGGGACAUUUGUAUAACUUUGACAUCUCCCCUACCCACAUAAGUGAGAGGUUCACCCCAACCUUCAAUCCUACCUAAGCUCAGCUAAGGAAAAAAUACCUAUAUGUGAUAACACAUGGUGAAUUAGAACCAGCUUGUCAGGAGGAAAUGAAAGUUUCUGUGGGCUUUUGUUGAAAUCUUUUGAUUGCGCAAGCAAAACAGACAGCGACUGAAGGGAAUUCUUCGGGUGUGUGGGAAAGGCAAGGGAGGGAGAGAGAGCCCUGAGGUUCUCUUGAGUCCUCCAUCUUAUCUGUCUUCGGAAUGGGAGUGUUUCUAGGAGCAGUGUGGGUCCCAGGUUGCCAGGCCACUAGGGAGUUUCUACGGGUAGACCUUCUUAGUGUUCCUUCCUGCCCCAGACCAAAAAAACCAAACCCAACCCAGUGCCACUGAGUCGAUUCCGACUCAUAGCGACUCUAUAGGACAGUGUAGAACUGCCCCACAGAGUUUCCAAGGAGCGCCUGGUGGAUUCGAACUGCUACCAACUCUUUGGUUGGCAGCCGUAGCACUUGACCACUAUGGCACCAGGGUUUCCCCUGCCCCAGAGGGUUUGGCAUUUCCCAGAACCCAUGCUUGUUUAGCCCUGGCUGGUUGCUGGGGCCUCCAACUUAGCUCAGGAGGGGCCCCCACGUACCACAGGUAGGGGGACAUGGUUCUAGAGAUGGGAAAACCUGAAGGGGAUGAGGAAGGGGGAGCCACCAUUGGCACUCCUUAGGAAGAUACAGUAAAGUGGGGAGCAGGGUAGACAGUUUGUGUCAGGGAGGCCAAGUGGCAGCUGUUUGAAGGAAUUUCCUUAAUGCCUGAAAAGUAAGUUGUACUUGACCUUAAAGCAGCAGUGGGCAAACAUGUAGGGCAAAUGUGAAUUUUAAUCUCUCAGGAGGCAUUUCCUGUGGUUAGGAUAGAGGAUAUAUACCCAGUUGUCUGGGUUCCUCACCUCCUUCAUGCCUGGAUGAGGUUUUGAAGGGUGACUUCUUCCACCCAUACCACCUGUUUUAGUAGUUCUUGCCCAUCCUACCUUGGAUCUGUGGGCCUACCUUGCCAUUCGUCCUGUGGGAACAGGGAAAGGAGCCAGUAGGCCCUCUGUGGGCAGCCAGCAAGGCCCAGGUGAAGGCCUAAUCUGGCUGAGGGCCUGAGAGCCUCAGCACAGGGCUGUUUGGCUCUUCCAAAGAGGAAGCAAGCACCUUGUUUGAUCAGGGGGCACCUCGAUGAUUUUCACAGUCCAGGGCCCAGUCUGGUCAGAUGCAUACAGGGUUCUUGCUGCCUUAGCUGCCCAGAGGUAGUUUGGUGGGUGUGACUCAGAGGGGGUUUGGUGCUGUGUGACCCAUGGCAAGUUGCUGCCCCUCUCUGGCCCUCAGAUUCCUCAUCUAUGAAUAAAGAAUUUAAAGGCCUGCUCAGGGAUUCCCUCUCCCACACUCUGGUAGACCUGACAGAGGAGCACAAUAUCCUGAGUGGGAGAUGGGACUGGGGGCCAGGAUGCCACCGUGAGGCCUAGUUGUCUGUGGGAAUUGGUUCUGGCCUGCCUCUAACCUGCUUAGAUGCGCUAACGGCAGCCAUCCUGCUCUGGUAUCUUGGGAGAGCUUGGGCUCCUGCAGCAAAGGGAGCUGUUUCCGUGCCUCCCAUUCCCAGUAGUUUCUCAUUACCACCUCCUAGCCCUUGUCUGGCUCAGUCCUGGGUUCACACAGAGGCACCCAGCAGGUCUCAUUGCAUUCUUCCCUUCCCACACUGGCUACCUCGUAGACCCUGGGGUGACUGUUUAUUGGGUUUCUGUUUUUUUCUGCUCCAAAUUGCCCCACCCAUCACUCCCUGUACUCUGCUUUAGCCAGGUUUUUUCACAGAGCCAGAGUGGGGAUGGGAUCACAGGCUGAUCGUGGGAGCUGCCUGGUCAGACGUACAUACACAUGUUGAGUCCUCUAGGAGUUGAGAACAUGCCUGGAAUGGGUGGGGUAGGUGGAGGAGAGAAGGAAGGGGUGGGGCCUUGGGGCCCUUGAGGAGACUGGUUUGAGCAGAGCAUAAUGUUUCUUGGAUCAUUGCCCAAUAAGGAGGGGCAGGAUGGAGGGGUAGGAUGGAGGGGCCUGGCUGAGAAAUGGGCCCCAAGACCCACCCUGGCAGGAAGGGAAGUGCAGGCUUUCAGACUGGCCUUUGGCUGGGCUGGUCAUACAAGGAUUGUGCUCGUAGGAAGUGUGGGAGGGGUUGUUAAUGGCCCUGUUUGUUCUCCACGGGCUGUGAGGCUGCCCAAGAGUCAGUCUGAUAAGAGGGAAGAGAUAGACUCCUUGAGUUUUAUACUCUCUACAGCUGCUGUCUCUUAGACAGCCCCACAGAUGCUGACAGUCUAUUGUAGUGCUGUUCUUGCUGCUCUCCUUCCUGAAAUACACAGUGCCUGGCUUCAACCCAGCUGGGCUUCCCCUGCCUGGCCACCAGCUUUCCUAUCUGUGGUCAGAUGAGGUCUGCACUGGGGGAGGAGUCUAUCCUGACAAGACUGAACCGAUUUGAAGCCUGACCUGGGUGUUUGGGAGCCCUGGUGGCGCAGUGGUUAAGAGCUCGUCUACUAACCAAAAGGUCGCAGUUCGAAUCCACCAGCAGCUCCUUGGAAACCCUAUGGGGCAGUUCUCCUCCGACUCUAGAGUCACUAUGAGUCAGAAUCGACUCAAUGGGAACAGGGUUUUUGGGUGUUUCAGGGGUGGGACCAGGGCUUACAGGCUUUUCCUGUCCCAUUUUGGUCUGAGUUGCCCUGAUCCUCAGCCAGCUCAACUCGGGGCCACUGAGGAGAGGGCCAGGCCUCUCACCACCUAGAAAUCUGUAUCUUUAGGGUUCAAAGCCAGGCCAGCCUCUGAGGUAUGGAAGCAGAGUGCUUCAGGGGGCCUGUGGGGAGUUCCACCUUUGCCCCAGAGCACUGGGAAGCUGUCCCAGGGAGGGCUGGCUCUUUUGCUGGGAGGGGUUGGAGAUGGGGGCCUGAGGGUUGCAUUUCUGAAAAGCACUUUGGCUUCCCUGUGGAAAAUGAAAUGGAGGGAUCUUUUCAGUAGAUGUGAGGGUUUUAGGUGAAGGAUGGCAGUCCCUUGGACUAGUGGUAGAUACUGAGAGAAACAGAGAGAUUAGAGAGAGACUUAGGUGGUAAACCUUAGUUGGAUUGCGUAGUGGAUUGGAUCUGGGAGAUCACAGGAAGAAGUGGUCACAGAUGACCCCCAGGUUUCAGAAUUGGAUGGGCGGGGUCCCUUUCCCAGAAAUUGGGGCACAAAAAGAAGGUUGAGCUUGAGGUACUUUUGGGUACCCUUUUUUUUUAUGUAAGGAGUGGGAUCAAGAGGAUUAAAUUGUGUCUCCCAAAAAUGUGUGUCAACUUGGCUAGGCCAUGAUUCCCAGUAUUGUGUGGUUGUCCAUCAUUUUGUGAUCUGAUGUGAUUUUCCUGUGCCUUGUAAAUCCUACCUCUGAUGUUAAUGAGGCGGGAUUAGAGGAAGUUAUGCUAAUGAGGCAGGACUCAAUCUACAGGAUUAGGUUGUAUCUUGAGUCAGUCUCUUUUGAGAUAUAAAAGAAUCAGCAGAGAGGAUGGGGACCUCCUACCACCAAGAAUGAAGAACCAGGAGGGAAGUACAUCCUUUGGACCCAGGUGCCUGUGCUAAGAAGCUCCUAGACCAGGGGAAGAUUGAUGACAAGGACCUUCCCCCAGAAUCAACAGAGAGAGAAAGCCUUCCCCUAGAGCUGGCACCCUGAAUUCAGACUUGUAGCCUCCUAGACUGUGAGAGAAUAGAUUUCUCUUUGUUAAAGUCAUCCACUUGUGGUAUUUCUGUUUUAGUAGCACUAGAUAACUAAGACAGUGGGCUAUAGAGGUCUGGAGUUCAGGCAAGGAUCUGGCAUUAUUUGAAAACCCAGAUUGAGAAACAGGCUUGGCAAGGAUUCUCCCCAAAAUCCAUUGCAAGAGGAGGAAUGGAACCUAGGGUCCUGACUUUUGAUUGCCUGCCAUGUCUGGGGUCAUCUCUUUCCCUGACUAAAUAGCUCAGUUGACCUGAACCACUUUAGCUGGUUCAGGGUCUGGCUGGACAGCAAAAGACAGAGCCCCUUGCUGAGUCUUCUCUGUGGUUGGGGACUCUGGCAGUGGGCAGUGCUGACCCCAGGCCACUCUGGAAGGCCACGCUUUUCAGAGCCUCUCUCACCAUCUGCAAGUCUGGGCAAUGUCUCUGGCUGGAGAAGGACUUGGGUCUUGGCCAGAACUGAACCACUGACUAGAAUCCCAGAACCUCCACACCCUGGCCAGGUCCUCUGAGGGCAGUUCUACUUCUGUUCUUGUGGGUUUGUGCCCCCUUGAGCUGAGUUGACCUCUUAAGGACAGGAGUUCUUGGAACAAAUUCAUGGUACCCCUUCUGCAUCAGAUGGCAAGCAAUACAGUAAGUCGCUUUUAAAAAUUAUUUUAAGUGAAGUGGAAAGUAGUUGUAGGUGUGGGCAAGAUUGUAUCACUUGGACUCUUUCAGUUACUAGGGCCAAAAAUCCAACUCAAAGUGGCAUUUGAUAAAAGGGAAUCUAUUGACUCACAUACCUGAGGGUAUGGCUGGCCUCAUGCCAGGUGGAUGAGGGCCUCAAACAGCAUCUAUCUCACCUCUGCUCUUCUCCAUGUUGAUGCCACUUCUAAUUCCCAUAUAGUAUGAGGUGCCUGCCUGUAGUGGCAGGCCUCCAUCCUUUCAGCAUCUCCACCCAGGAUUCCAGAGGAGUCCUAGGAGUCACUCUGAAUUGGGGCCCAUGCCCAGCCCCUGGACGAAGUACUCUGGCUGGAUGUAUUUGGUGCUGUGAUCAUCCAGGCCUCAGUUAUAUUGCACAGAGAUGGAAAAUUUGGGGAAAGAUGGUUCCCCAAAGGAAAAUGGGGUUGUUGUUGUUAAUAAAAGGGGAGAUGGAUGCUAGGCUCCACCAUAAAGACAUCAUGUAUGGGGGUAGCAGACAGUGCUAGGUUGCAUUUGGAUACAUGGAGACCUUGCAGUAACUCUGUGGACUGACUUAUGUGUCAGAAACAUUCCUGUAGACAACUAAUAAGGAUUUAUUGCCAUUUAUUAAUUUACCUUGUUAAAAACCACAUGCUAGAAUGUAGAACGGAACUUAGAAUCAUUGAGUCAUCCCAUUCAUCCCAUUCAGGAAGUGGAGGUUAAGAAAUUUGCUCAAUGGCUUGCUGGCCUGGCAGAGACUAGAGAAACCCUGAGAGUAUGGCCCGCAGGUACCCUUUCAGCUCAGUAAUGAAAUCACUCCUGAGGUUCACCCUUCAGCCAAGAUUGGACAGGCCCAUAAAACAAAAUGAGACUAAAGGGCACACCAGCCCAGGGGCAAGGAGGGAGGGAACAGGAAAACUGGUAAUGGGGAACCCAAGGUUGAGAAGGGAGAGUGUUGACAUGUCAUAGGGUUGUUAACCAAUGUCAUAAAACAGUAUGUGUACUAACUGCUUAAUGAGAGUCUAGUUUGUCCUGUAAACCUUCAUCUACUGUACAAUUAAAAAAAAAAAAAAGAAAAAGAAAUUUGCCUGAGAUCUUAAAACCAAAAGGUAGAACUGAGACCAGAACACAGGUCUUCUGCCUUGUAGGCUGGAAGCUGUUUCCAGUAUGAAGUGGAGUCUUUUAGGGAGGAGCUUCCUUGUCUCCCCAGGUGCCCAUGCACAAGAAGUGAUUGAUUUAACCCCUGGACCAUAGGACAGAGAGGUGGCAUGACAAGUUAUAGGAAAUGGUCCCUUCCUCCUGUUGGCCCAAGGUGAUCUGCAUGGUGGUUGGCAUUAUGAAGGGGUCUGAGAUGGAAAAGACACUCACUCACUGUGGCUUCAACCAGGUCCCAGUAAGUAGAGGAGGCAUUGACCCAACUCUGUCCAGAUUCUAUCCUGGUGCUGCCUCCUCCCACUUUCUGUCUGCUGGCUCAUCUUGGCUUUCUAAAUGUUCAUUGCUCACCCUUUUCUUGUGUUGUUUCUUGCUUGGGCCUGAUAUAAGAGUAGCUCUAGGGCUCUUGUGCUUUCUCAUUAUGUUGGGAUAUUUUUCUCUAGGGCAAGUUGUGUCCCUCUAUCUUCUCUUUUGGAAGAGAAUGCACUUAUCCUGUGGCCUAGAACAGUGGUGGCAGUUUCAGGUACAGAAAGACAAAUAGCACUAGUUUGGUCCCAGUUCCCCAUCAUCUUCAAUUUGUGACAAUACAAAAGUUUGACCCAGCUUGGCAGAACCAGGAGUAGGUGUUGUAGGUGCCAGCCUGGUGCCAUCUGGUGCCACUGUCACUAAUGUUUGGCUCCAGGAGGCAGGGCAGGUGGCUGAUGAACUGAGAGUUCAGCUCUGGGGCUGAGCCACACCCAACACACUUUUGUUUUUAUUCCUCCCUUUCUGGGGCUGAGCAGUCUUCCUCUUCAAAGAGGAGCUGAUAAUAUGCUACCACCUACUCAGGCAAGGCCCCUGGGCGGAAAAAACAUUCCCAAUGUUGCUAGGUAAUCACUUUACCAAUGGCAAUGUCAGCUGCUAUGAGUAAGAGGGAGGGAGGCUUCUUUUUGUACUGCCUCUGACCCUCACCCCCACCACCUCCACUGAGGGGAGCCAGGGCGGGUGAAGCGAGGAGCACCUCUGCCCCUGUUGUUCGUUCACAAGAGUGAUUCAUCCUCCUAGAUCUGGCCUGCGUGAUAAGCCCUCUGCCAAAAUGAUAUCCAUCCUGACAUGCAUUAUGGCUAUCAACUUUUGUGGGAUGUGGAGCAGAGGAAUACACAGACUGUGGUCUUUGUUAUCUGGCUUUAUUAUGUACCUUGGAUUGCUAGCAUGAUGGUGCUUGUUUGGGACUGGGGCUGUGCAAGGGUGACCUGGGGUUGUGAAAAGUUAGGCCCAGGGCCUGCCUUCAAGCUCCUUGCCUUGCCUUGGUGAGGCUGGGGCAUCCCUACCCCAACCUGAACCUGUGAGUUAACACUUCUGUAGUAAACUAUGGCCUAGAGCCAGAGGAUCUCAGUUGCAAGACUAGCUCUGCUACCCAACAGUUGUGCAUCUUUGGACAAAUUGCAACGUCCCUGGGCCUCAGUAUUCUCAUCUGUAAAAUGGACAUAAUAAUGCCUGACCAACUUACCUGUGUGGUCCUUGCCAAGAUUAAAUAUGCAAGGUCUGUGAAAGCACCUAGUAAACUGUGAAGCACCACACACCUGAGGCAUCAGCACUGCAUUUCAGCCUCACAGAGGAGGAGGGAGGCCACGAGAAGAAUAGAUACUGUGGCCAAGCUAAGGAAACAAGGGUGGGUGACCACUUAGCACCCGGACCCAGGCAGAAACAGGCAGACCAGGGGGCUUCUGAGAGCUGAGCAGGAGGGGCAGAGAGAGCACGCUGGUUAGUCUGGGCAGGCAGACAGUUCAGGAGAGAAGAACUGACUGUCAGCGAAUCUCUGAAGAGCAGAAGAAAGAUGCAUGAGAGAGAUGGUCAGAAUGAAAGAGGAAUUCAGUUCCAAACUUGAAAGAGCCCCGCCUCACUUCCUGAGCACAACAGAGCUCACUUCCUGAGCACAGCCCCACAGCCCCAGGAUCUCCAGCAUGUUGUUAAUACAUAAUUCCCCACUCAAAUUGCUCAAAGCCCCUCAUGGGGACAGCCUUCCCUUUCUGGACCAGAGGCCCCAGGGAGGUGAUCUACCCAAGGCAAGAAGGCUGUGCAAGAUUGAACUUGAAGUCUCCUCUUGCUAAGCAACGAGACCCCAAGCCCAGAGUACAUUGCUGAGCUCAGGUACUACUCUUCCUAACUAGAACAACUGCUGAGGUCUCUGUUGGAAAGGAGACAUUCAUGGGAUACGGUGACUGAGCAAGGGGCCCAGCUCUGCUCUCCUCCAUCCUUUUACUCCUUUUCUCUCUACCUCCACUCCUUUUUGGGGUGGGGUGGGGGGAGACAGCAGGCAAUGGCUUCCCUUUAGGCUUCUGGUUCAAACCCGAUACAUACACCUUCUUUGGGUUUUCGUUAGCAUAGUGGCCACAGGCUGACCUUUACAAAACACAUUACUAAAUAUAAAAGGAGAACAAAAGAAAGCUAAAGAUAGGGUGUACGAAGAGUGAAAACAGCCUGGUUCACAAAGGCUCACAAACUGAUUUGUUUCCAGGGCUUUGUGACCCUGCUGUGUUCUACCUACUUCUAGGGCUGGCUUACCUGUGCAUGCCCUUUUGCCAGGAUCUCUGGUUCCUAGCAUCUGGCCUGUCUCCCUAAGGCACUGUCUGACCCAUACUAUCAUGAAUCCUCUUCAAAACAACUCGACACCUCAUGGUCCCAGUCCCAACUCUUCUUUACUUGGGCUCCUUCCUUGGGCUCCCCCAGUGGAUUGGCACCUAAGUGGCUGUACAUUCUAGGAGAGUGGAUUUUAUUCUAAGUAAGCUUUAUACUCUGAUCCACCUCUUGACAUGGCACCCAGGCCCCAGCUUAGCCCAUUAGCUGCCAUAUUAAAGGGCCAGUGGCUCCCUAACAUCUAUUUUGGCAGGAAUUGCAGAUGACUGCCUACCUGGUUCCUUCCUCCCAUUGGGCCACAAGAAUGGAAACUGAUAAGUUGGCCUGGUUGGUAGAACUUUUUUGGGUGGGUAGGGAAAAAGAUUGUUCUGGGUUAAAAACAAAAAAUUAAAAAAACAACACUUUGAAGUUAUCCAGUCUUGAUGAACCAAGUAGAUAAGAACCUGACCACAAAGGUGGGUUUCAAGCCUGUAACACCACUUUCUGCAUCCCACCUGGCAUUUGGGCAGGGCCCGGGAGCCUUACACGUAUCCAGAUGCCAAAUUGCUGCCUGCCAGCCAGCAAGCACAACACUCUCAUUUCUUACCAAAUGUUCGGAUGAAGUUGCAAAAAAUCAAAAGAACCACUGCCUCACAAAGAGAUAUCAGUGGGGGGUAGAUAGGAAAAGGGAGGUUGUAUUGUUAGGUACAGCCACCUGUUCCCACCUGACUACGGUUGGAGCCCUUUGGAGUAAUUUGCCCAGUGCUAAGUCUUCUUGAAACCUGGGUAUUCACCUUUGUGGUCGUCCUGGGUCCCAGAGGCUCUGGAAGACAUUCUACCUGGGUAGCUUGGCUGGGCCUCAAGAACUGAAAUUCUACAAGGGCUGAUGACAGAUAACCCUGUUCUCAUCUACACCUUUCAGCGCGAUGCUGACAGUAGCCUAGCCAAGUGAACAUGCUGCUCCUGACUCUCAGCCGAAAAGAAUCUCUGAACCGGGGUUGCCACCCUCUGGAUCCUUCAAACCAAAAAACCCAUUGCCAUCCAGUUGAUUCCGACUCAUUGUGACCCUAUAGGACAGGGUAGAACUGCCCCAUAGAGUUUCCAAGGAAUGCCUGGUGGAUUCGAACUGCAGACCUCUUGAUUAGCAGCCGUAGCACUUAACCACUACGCCACCAGGAUUUCCUCUGGAUCCUUAUGUCCCAGCAUUCUCAGGGGUGUAGCAUUCUCAGAGCUUUGGGCGAAGCCUGUCCCAGUAUCAACCAGGAUGCUCUGGUGUCUGCCCUCUUGUUUGCUGAGGGCCCUGGGAUCCUGCUGGAUUGUGCAUAUGCAAUGACUCCCCAGACCCCAGUCUUGUGAUGUGACUUCCAAAGAAGCAGUGAGUCACCCUCCUUCACAUGCCCCUUUCUUACAAGUUCAGAGUGCUACCCUUUUCCCCAUCGCACUUUCCCCUCUUCUCUCCCACAGAGGAGCUGGGGAUAGGUGGUCAAUUUUUUUUCUUUUUUUUGGACUUUUUAGGUACUUUAUUUAAUGACAAAAAUUACAACUUUCUUAUGCAGUAAGACUUAAAACAAGUCACAAAAUAUGAACUUUAAGGUACAAAUUGUAAUGCUUUAGAGUUACUUCCUUGUGAGAGGGUCAUACAACUGGGAAGUAGCAACUUUAUUUUUUCCCCAAACUGGAUAAGAUGACUCACUGCCAUCUGAGGUUGCUUAUUCACCUAAGCAUGAAGCUUAUGUCAUUUUUUUUCUUUUAAAAGAUAUUUAUUUCCUUUUUCUUUUUUAUUGUUUUUUAGAUGAAAGUUUUCAGAGCAAAGUAGUUUCUCAUUAAACAGUACACAUAUCGUUUUGUAACAUUGGUUGCCAACUUCGCAGUGUGUUAAUGCUGUCUUCAUCUCAACUUCAGGUUUCCCGUUUCCAUUCAAGUCCAGCUUUCCUGUCGCUUCCCACCUUCCCGUCCUUACGCCUGGGCUGGUGUGCGCAUUUAGUCUUGUAUACAUGGUUGAACUACGUGUGUUGUUUGUUUUAUAGGCCUGUCUAAUAUUUGGCUGUAGGGUGACCCUCAGGAGUGACUUCAGUAUGAGUUAAAACGGUGGCCAGGGGCUGUACUCUUGGGGUUAGAUGCUCAAUUUUUUUUUUUUUUUCUUUUAGAACAAAUAUAUUUUCUCACAGUUUUGGAGGCAAAAAGCCCAACUCAGGGUCUUAACUAUGUCAGUUUUCUGAGGCCUCUCUCCUAGUUUCUGGUGUCUGCUGGCGAUCUGUGGUGUUCCUUUGGCUUGAAGAUGGGUCCUCACAUGGCAUUGUUUUCUUCCUGUGUGUCUCUGUCUAUUCUGCUCUUUUUAUAACUCAAAAGUGAUUGGGUUUAGGACCCACCCUACACUGGUAAAUUUCUUCAUUAACAUAACAAAAAUCUAUUUCCAAAUAGGAUCACAUCCAUAGGUACAGGGGCCAGGACUUCAGUUUAUAUUUUAGGGAGGCAGAAUUAAAUCCAUAACACCCCUCUCCAUCUAUCUCCCCAAUGCCAGCAAGAACAAUUGUUUUAAAAUACAGAUUAGUCCAUGUCACUCCCUUGCUUAGAAAUUUUCAUUGGCUUUCUUUAAAUAACACUCAAACUUGGCUAUAAAGCACUAUAUGGUGUAGCACUCUCAGCUCUCCCCCUGGUAUCUCCAGUCCAGCCACUCUGGACUCUUUGUAGACUUUAGAGAUCAGGCGCUGAUCAGAAAUGUCAUAGCUAAAAACUUUUUCCCAGUCUGUAGGUAAAAAGAUUCCGAUCACCGUCUGAUCUGAUCAGAAAUGUCAUAGCUAAAAACUUUUUCCCAGUCUGUAGGUAAAAAGAUUCUGAUCAGCGCCUGAUCUCUAAAAUCUACAUGAUACUGCAAAAACUCAACUAUAAAAAGACAACCCAAUUAAAAAAUGGGCAAAGGAUAUGAACAGACACUUCACUAAAGAAGACAUUCAGGUAACUAACAGAUACAUGAGGAUAUGUUCAUGAUCAUUAGCCAUUAGAGAAAUGCAAAUCGAAACUACAAUGAGAUUCCAUCUCACUCCAACAAGGCUGGCAUUAAUCCAAAAAACACAAAAAUAAUAAAUGUUAGAGAGGUUGUGGAGAGACUGGAACACUUAUACAUUGCUGGUGGGAAUGUAAAAUGGUACAACCACUUUGGAAAUCGAUUUGGCACUACCUUAAAAAACUGGAAAUAGAACUACCAUACGAUCCUGCAAUCCCACUCCUUGGAAUAUAUCCUAGAGAAACCCUGGUGGCGUAGUGGUUAAGUGCUACGGCUGCUAACCAAAGGGUUGGCAGUUCGAAUCCACCAGGCGCUCCUUGGAAACUCUACGGGGCAGUUCUACUCUGUCUUAUGGGGUCGCUAUGAGUCGGAAUUGACUUGACAGCACUGGGCUUUUUUUCUGGGUUAGGUAAUCUUUUUACUUUUUUGGUGAAGUCUUUGGAUGAGUAUAGGUGUUUGAUUUUUUAGGAGCUCCCAGUUGUCUUGUUUCUCUUCUGCAUUUUUAGUAAUGUUUUGUUAUACUGUUUAUGCCAUGUAUUAGGGCUCCUAGCGUUGUUCCCAUUUUUUCUUCUAUGAUCUUUUUUGUUUUAGAUUUUAUAUUUAGGUCUUUGAUCCAUUUUGAGUUAGUUUUGGUACAGGGUGUGAGGUAAGGGACUUAUUUCAUUUUUUUUGCAGAUGGAUGUCUGGUUAUGCCAGCACCAUUUGUUAAAAAGGCUGACUUUUCCACAUUUAACUGACUUUGGGCCUUUGUCAAAUAUCAGCUGCUCAUAUGUGAAUGGAUUUAUGUCUGGAUUCUCAAUUCUGUUCCACUGGUCUAUGUAUCCGUUGUUGUACCAGUACUAGGCUGUUUUGACUACUGUGGCGCUAUAAUAGGUUCUAAAAUCAGGUAGAGUGAGACCUCCCAGUUUGUUCUUUUUCAGUAAUGCUUUUACUUAUCUGGGGCCUCUUUCAUUUCCAUAUGAAGUUGGUGAUUUGUUUUUCCAUGUCAUUAAAAAAUGUUGCUGGAAUGUGGAUCAGAAUUGCAUUGUAUCUAUAGAUCGCUUUUGGUAGAAUGACAUUUUUACAAUGUUAAGUCUUCCUUAGAUGCUCAAUUUUUGACUUAGGUUUUUUAACUCGGCCUGGACCAAGGCCUGGCUGGAAUUUCGAGCUCCAGAGACUGUGGCCUGGAGGAUUCCAGAGGCCUAGCUUCUCUCUUCCCUAAGUACACACCAGCUCAGCCCCUCUCCAUCAGCCCUGGCUGCGGUCUAGCAGGAUUGAGCCUUCUCCAGGGUGACCAACCUUCCAGUGUUUACAGGAGGGGGAAGGAAUAGAAUCCAGACUAGGGCCCCUUGCACAGGCCGGGCUUGGGAAGGGGCCAGAGAGCAAUAGUAGAAAGCACAGGCCCCGUCCUAUCCUUUCCCCCUAGGUGAGGGAGAACUGAUCAGAUUUGGGAAUUCUUGGUAUUGGUAUUUAAGAGUUGGGAGAAAAAACUUGGAAGUUAGGGAGGGAAUGCCCUGCGCCCUCUCCACUGUUUUAUAUAAGUCACCCUGGCACAGCUCCUUCAAGAAGACAUUUGCCUUUUUGUCACCUGGAGCUUCUCUCAGUCUACAUGCCCUUGUCCAGGACUGUUCUGGAGCCCCUCUGGGUGUGAUGUGCUGUAUUAUCACUGGCUGAUUUCUAGCCAGUUGGGUACAUGGGUUGAAGAGGAGAGGGUUGACGGUUAUGAAGGUCAUAUGGAGAAACCAUGUACAUCUUUUCCUUUUCACCCUUCUUCUGGAGAGGGUGAUGGAGUGCAGUGGGGGACUCCUGCAAGCCUUCUCUUAGACCCAGGCUGGUCCUCUGAAACCAGGGGAGAGAGUGUGUAUGUGUGUUUGGGGAAGUCAGGGGUUGAGGGGAAUCGGAUUAACCAAUAUUUCUGAGAAGAGCAAAGAGGGCUCUUUUGAUGAGAGUGAAUUCGACAGGGAGCAUGGUCCUUGUCUCCAAGUGAUGCUAAAAGUUGAGCAUUGAAUUUAUCUCUUCCUUCUUGAAGCCCUAGGCUCUGCCUUCGGCUCUAAUGCUGUGGUAGUGGUUAUUGCUUUGGUUAUAUCCCAACAAAGGCCUCUAGGAUAGGCUGUGAAAACACCUCACCAACUCUCACCUCUUGAAAGAGGGUGAGGCCUGGCGUUGAGACCUGGGAUCUGUUCUCUGAGGUCAGCUGUCCCUUGACAUACCCUUGGAAGGGCAACCCUCCUUGGAGGAAGGCUGGCUAUGGGCAGGUGACAGGCUGGAAAAGCUGGAGGGAAUCCUUAACACAGAGGAACUCUAUUGCUGUGCUCCUUGAAAGAGGAAGAAGCUGACCUGAUUGUUUCUAGAGAGAAUGCACAAGGCCCUAGAAAGAAGGGCUUUGCCAAGGAGCAGUGAUGUGGGCCCUGACAAGGAGGGAGAAGACUAGGGCUCUUCCUGUGCUGACUUCCACCCCCUGGUAUUGAUCAAUAAACAUUUGCUGAUUGAACACAUUCUUUGCUUUUCUCUUGAGAUUCAAAGCAUACUCCAGUGACCUAGACAAGUGCAGAAGGAAAAUGAGGACCUUGAGCAUCUUCUCUGUUGUUCUUCAUUAUACUUUGUGCUAUGAUUAAGUUAAGGAUCAUGAACAGUGAUGAAUAGCCAGCUCACCUGGUACUUUGAGUCUUAUCUUUUUUUUUAAAUAAUAUUUUACUGAGGUUUUGGUGAAAGUUUACACAAGUUAGGUUCCCAUUUGACAAUUUCCACACAAAUUGUUUCAUGACAUUAGUUACAUUUAUCACAACAUGUCAACAUUCUUUUUAAUUGUAUUCAGUUUGUUCCCUUCUAGUGCUCUAUAAUUUCCCUGCCCCCUUAUCCUCUCACCUUUGGUUUUUAGUAAUUGUUGACUUUCUGGUCUUGUACUGAUGGUUUUUAAGUAGGGCACUGAUCUUACCGGUAAUAUCCUUUAUUUUGUGUGCCACUCUGCAAUUUCACUAAAAGGCGAUCUCAGGGGAUAGGCUCAGUUCCAGGUUUAAUGAGUGUUUCAGGGCAAUAGCCUCAGGGAGUCCUCUGUUUUCUUUUGUUCCAGUUUGUCUAUAAGCCUUAUCUUUAGAGGAAGUCAGACCAACUGUAAGCAUUAUAGUCUCUUGACCCUGGGAAUAGUGUGGUAAAGUUUAAUUGCUCCUUGGAGGCAGAUUGUCAGAGGGUAGAGAUGUGGCAAGGAAGAUGAAGGUCUAAAGCCUGAGCUCUCCAGACUCCUCUGGCUCCCCAGUACCACCAUUUAUUCAUCUCCCAGACUCCUGCAAAAGUCCCCAAAGGAACUUAGAGUUCUCUCCCAAACUUCUACCUUUAGUAAUCUCCCACCCAUCUCCUGCCUCUCUUAAUAUAUGAGGCUUUCAGCCUGGGGAGAAACCCCUUAUUAACUUUGUCUUUUCGGAAAUCUUGCUGCUGACCUGUGGCUGGAGAUGGGUGGACAACUGGGGAUGUUUAGAACGAGCUCAGGUCAGGUGUCUGUUCUAUGUGACCUGGUGAAGUGUCACCUGGGGAAGAGGUGACAGACUCAAUGGCCUGUGAGCUCUGCCACAGAUGUACACACACAGGACUCUUCUCUGCUCAGCCUAAGGGUAAGGGUCUACUGAGGUAGUGCUGACUCUUGAGUCCUUAAGUCUACUCUAUCCACUCAGCCUGCCUGGCAGCUGCUGCCUGCCACUGGGGCAGCAAAAGGGGGUAGGGCAGUGCCUGUGAUUUCCCAGGAAAUGAAGAAAGACAGUGGCAGUGCUGACCUGGGAGAGGCAGGAGUGGAGAGUGGUGCUGGUGACCCUGAGCCAGGGCUGUGCAGGAGGGGUUAUGCCUUGGGAUACCUGUGCAGGGUCACGGACUCUAGUCCAGAAGGAAUCAUCCAAGUUGGGGCUGGGGCUAAUAGAGCUGUGGCCCUCAGCCCUGCCCAACCCAGGACCACAAGUCCUGAGCUAGGAGGUUUAUACCUUAAUCCUUACAGAAACCCUUCAAGGUGGGUGAUAUUCCCAUUUUAUAGAUAAUGAAACAGAUCGGAGACAUUAAAUGGUUAACAGUCAGCAAGUAGAAAAGCUAGAAUUUUAAUCCAAGGUUAGACACUUUUUUUAUUUUGGAAGACUUGUGGAAAGCUACUUUGAGCUGGGGAGAAAAGAUGCAAGAUCUGGAAAGCCUAGUUAGGGAGGACUACAGGCAGUAGCUUGACGUACUUCGGGGAGUAAUCAGAGAGAGUUCCAGUUUAGCAGCCCUAAUGUGUCUGCUGACGUAAACUUAAGAGCAGAACAUUUAAGUUUGUCUGUUCCCACAGUCCAAGUAGCUUCUGUAGCUUCUACACACACCCUCCCUUUCCCAUUGCCUCAGAUUUACUAAAUCUGGUUUGUUCCUGAUGAUUUUUGGUGGUCCAGGAGAAGUUAGAGAAAGCUCUCAUUUUUAUAAUGUCAGAGUUGGAAGAGUGGGGGCAGAAUAUAAUUAUUACUUCCAUUGGCGCACUUGUGUAGGAUUUAUAAAAAUGGUUUCAAAGCACUUUUUCAUAACUGUUAUGUCUUCUCAUUCUUAUAACCCUGGGGAGCAGAUAUAUAGAGAUUAUACUCAACUAAGCAAAUAUUUAUUGAUGCCUAGGUCACUAUGAGUCAAAAUCGACUUGAUUGCACCUAACCACAAAACAACAACUAUACGUAGAGCAAUGUUAAGUCCUACAGUGAUACAGAGAUGAAGAAUAAAAUAACAUGGUCUGUACUCAUGGAGCUUAUAUUUGAAGCAAGGAGGAUAGACACGUGUCUUUUUAGCUUCAGUGUAGGAUCUUAAUAAAUGUGUUCCAAAUUAGUUCAUGACCCCUAGAGGGUAGGGUAUGGUGAGAGAUGAGGUGUGGGCAUGGAGCCUGGUUUGGGGAUCUUUUUAUAAAGGACGAAGGUGAGAAUGGUUGUUGAGCUAAGCAGUGAGCAGUCCAUGCAAGGAGCCCUGGUGGCAUAAUGGUUAAAUGCUUAGGUGCUAAUCAAAAGGUUGGUAGUUGGCAUCCACCCAGCGGCUCCGUGGGAGAAAGACCUGGUGAUCUGUUCUCGUAAAGAUUACAGCCUAGAAAACCCCAUGGGGCAGUUCUACCCUGUCACAUGGGGCCGCUGUGAAGCAAAUUGACUAGACGGCACCUACCAACAACAACGCUAGGUUAUCUCAAUCAGCUUCCUUCAAUCUGCUGGCCGGAGUUCUAUGAAUCAUCUUAGAGAUGGUUUGAUAUCCCCUCCCAGGGGACUGAUAUUGGUAGGUACCCCCAGUUCCCUGGUACAGAUAGUUUAAUUCAAUUCAUCCAGUCAAGAUAAUCCUGUAAAUUUAAGCUCCAAAUACAUAGCGGUAAUACAGGAAAAGAUGAAAUGCACCCCCGCCACACACAAAGAUAAACAUCCUUGUGGAGAGACUGCAACAGGAACACAAAGAUGAAAGCAGGAUGAAGCUGUGCAGUGCAGUGAAUUACUUAAUAUGGCUCUUCUAGCCAUAGACUUUGUGACUCCCAUGCAGUGAUUGGGUGGGACUAUGCAAAUAAGAUAUAUGAAACUGUGAUAGUUAAGGUUAUGUGUCAUCUUGGCUGGGCCAUGAUUUUCACUGGUUUGGAGUUAUAUAAUGAUAUAAUUUGGCAGUUAUGUAAUGAUGUAGCCAUCCUCCAUUUUGUGAUCUGAUAUAAUUAUCCUCCAUUUUGUGAUGUGUUAUAAAUCCUAGCCUCUAUACCUGUGGUUAUGGUCCCGUUUCACAGUGAGUUGUCCACUAUGUUAAUGAGGCAGGGUUAGGGUGGGAUGUAUUGAGCCACUGCCUUAUUAGAGGAUGUGACUCAAGUCACCACCUUUACCACCCUUAUUCAAGUCAUACUCUUACUUGAGUCACACCUUUUAUCUUACAAGAAAUAAAAGAAGAAAGAAGUCCCUCAGGCGUUGGGGAAGGGGACCCAGUACCACCAAGGAGAAGAGCUCAGAGUGGAGCAUGUCCUUUGGACCUAGGAUCCCUGUGCUGAGAACCUUCUAGAUCUGGGAGACAGAGGAAUUGUAACAUGGAAGACAGCAAGAGAUGGCAAGAAGCAGUGGCAGAGAAACGGUGGCAGCAAAGGCAGCAGGCUUGCUGACCCAUGGAACGAGGAAGCUGAGUGCCUUCUGACUGAGUCUUUCUGGCAGAGUGGGGUGGCCCCAGAUACUUGGUGGAGCUAAAGAGCUUGGUGACACUUGCCCUAGCAGGGCAGAGGCUGGGCCAAGGGACUAAGGGGCCAAGCACCAGAGAGAGGCCUACCUGAGGGCCUGGCUGAAAAGAGGCUGUACUGAUUGAAGAACUGUAUCCUGAAUCCUUCCUGAUCCUGAAUUAUAACCUAUUACUUCCCUAAUAAACCCCAUAACUUUUCAGGCUCAUGCUGUGGCAGCCCAGGAGCGCCUGACAAGUGAGGGGAAGUCUGCCAGGGAAUUACUGCUAGUUCAAGCUAACGGCAGGACAGGACAGCCUCAGGGGAGUGGGGAUGGGCAGAGGAGUGGCCGAACCUGGGCCAGCAGCACCAGAAAGGAGGCCGCAGCCCUGGCGGGGAGCCUGGCACACACUCGGCUGACCCAGACGACAGACGUUCCAAGCAGCACCCCACUGAGCAGCAGCUGUUCCCAAGCCCCAGAGGAUCCCACAGCAGGAAUGGGAGCUCUGCAACCCCCUAUACAACUGGAAUUGAGACUGUGACCUUUGAGACAAGAGGCCAGCACCUGUGAUAGGACCCAGAAGGGCAGAACCUAACGCAAGGAGGAUCUUUGUCUCUGCAGCAGAGUUUCCUGACACCUACUGAGUUUCCUGGCUUUCUUCUCUCAGGGUUGGGGCCUAGUUUCCUUCCCCUGGCAGAGGGGUUGGGCCAGAAGGGCCACAGUGGGCAACACAAUUGCCUGGAAUCCAGGCCCCUUGAAGCCCAUGUGCUCUCUGUUGUGAUUGAGGUUCUAGGACUUCCCCACUGCAGGGGACGAGGGGUCGCCUCGGUGUCUGCUCAUGAGCCACAAGGACCCCAGCUGCUCCAGACUGGACUGUUUCAAGCUGCCAAAGAGGGGGGCCCUCAUAGCUGGCAGUCAGCAACCUCAAGGGACUAGAAGGCUGGAAAGGACUGACCUUCCCCUUACCAGGGUGGUGGGCAAGGCAGAGCCUCUGUGGCCCAGCUAGUGACGGGGAGUCCUGAUGAAGCCAUAGCAGGGACCUGAGCGGCUCAGGGUAUCAAGUGGCAGAGACAGGGGAGUCACUCCUGCUGACCUUGCUUUUUCCUUACACUAAGGGAAAAGUGGUGUGGGACCUCUCCUGCUGUCCCCUGCUGCAGCACGUGCCCCUAUGCCCUUUGCACACAGCGCCAGAAUAGGUAGGCUACACCGUGGCUGGUCCCUCAGUGGACUGGAAAAGGAGUGGCCACGGUGACCCCUGCCUAACCUCCACGCUGGUGGUCCAGCCCCCAACCACUCCACACCAUGAAGUGCUCCCUGAGGUUCUGGUUCCUCUCCAUGGCCUUCCUGUUGGUGUUCAUCAUGUCACUACUCUUCACCUACUCACACCACAGCAUGACCACCCUACCCUACUUGGACUCGGGGGCCCUGGAUGGCACCCACCGGGUGAAGCUGGUGCCCGGCUAUGCUGGUCUACAGCGCCUCAGCAAGGAGGGGCUGGUGGGCAAGAGCUGUGCAUGCCGCCGCUGCAUGGGCGAUACUGGGGCCUCCAGCUGGUUUGACAGCCACUUCGACAGCAACAUCUCCCCAGUUUGGACCAGAGAGAACAUGGAUCUACCCCCGGAUGUGCAGAGGUGGUGGAUGAUGCUGCAGCCUCAGUUCAAGUCACACAACACCAAUGAGGUGCUGGAGAAGCUGUUCCAGAUAGUACCGGGCGAGAACCCCUACCGUUUCCGGGACCCCCACCAGUGUCGGCGCUGUGCGGUGGUGGGAAACUCAGGCAACCUGCGGGGCUCUGGCUAUGGGCAGGAUGUGGAUGGGCACAACUUCAUCAUGAGGAUGAAUCAGGCGCCAACUGUGGGCUUUGAGCAGGAUGUUGGCAGCCGAACCACCCACCAUUUCAUGUACCCUGAGAGUGCCAAGAACUUGCCUGCCAAUGUCAGCUUUGUGUUGGUGCCCUUCAAGGCCCUGGACCUACUGUGGAUCGCCAGCGCCCUGUCCACAGGGCAGAUCCGAUUCACCUAUGCCCCAGUGAAGUCCUUCCUUCGAGUGGAUAAAGAAAAGGUCCAGAUCUACAACCCAGCCUUCUUCAAGUACAUCCACGACCGGUGGACAGAGCACCAUGGCCGCUACCCUUCCACAGGGAUGCUGGUGCUCUUCUUCGCCCUGCAUGUGUGUGAUGAGGUGAACGUGUACGGGUUCGGGGCUGACAGCCGGGGCAACUGGCACCACUACUGGGAGAAUAACCGGUACGCGGGCGAGUUCCGCAAGACGGGCGUGCACGACGCAGACUUCGAGGCGCACAUCAUCGACAUGCUGGCCAAGGCCAGCAAGAUCGAGGUCUACCGGGGCAACUGAGCCGGCCUUGCCGCCACCCUUCCGGACCAGCCGCGAGGUGCUGCGCUCUGCGCCAGGACUGCGGGCCACCCCAGGGCGGCGGCCUGGGCCCUGCGCUGCCCCUCCAGGCAACCGGGAGCAGCCCGGGGCUGGACCAAUCAUGCUGCAGUCGAGCGGGUGCCCGCUGUCCCCGCCAAUCACGAGACUCGGGGGGCCGGCCGGGGGUGGUGCCAAUCAGCCCGCAGUCGAGUGGGGCUCGGGUUCUUUCAGUCAAUCAUGCGACUCAAGGAGAACUGCCAGCGUUGGGGCCCGUCUCCUCCAAUCAAUGGCCUUGGGAGGCGGGUCAGCGGCGGCUCUCUCCCCACUCCCUCACGCUUUUGGAUAGGUUUUUAUUUUAUGCUUUUUAAGGCAAAGUUAAGGAGCCCCGGUGGCAUAGCGGUAAAGCGCUCGGUUGCCGACCGGAAGGUCGGCGGUUCGAACCCACAGAGCUGGUCCACGGGAGAACGAUGUGGCAGUCUGUUUCCGUAAAGGUUACAGCUUUGGAAACCCUAUGGGCAGUUCUGCGAAGCCCUACAGGGUCGCUGUGAGUCGGAAUAGAAUCGACUUGAUGCAAGUGGGUCUGAGUUUUUUUUUUUUUUUUAAGAAAUUGUCCCGGCCUCGGUGAGGUACUUUUCUCAGGCUCGCUAAAAGGAGCGUGUCAGCCGCUUGCCGGUCUGACCCCAUCGGGGGUGUGGAGGAGGAGAUGGUGGGGAAGGCUCGGGGCAGGACCUCCUCAGUGGGUAUGGAAGGUGGAGAUGGUAAGGCGACUCCCCUUCCCCGCAUAAGGGGGCUUCCGCGGGGAGGCCUCCCCCGCCCGUGGCCUCAGGAUGGGGUUUGAGGUGGGGUUCGUCGACGCCUUCUGGUGGUUGAGGCGCAGCGGUCUAAGUGGUUUCCAGAAGUUCGCUUUAACGCUAGGAGGAAAGUUAGAGCCCCCCAAAUCUCCCCAGACCUCGGAGAGGAUUUCAGACUCCACGUUUUCUUUAUCAGGCCAGUUGGGCGAGUGUAAACCCACCAAAGAAAUGCAAUCACCGUGAAAAUAUAGAGGGCACGUGGGUCCCCUCGUCCUUUCUCCCCCCUCCCAGCCUUUGGCCACCCUAUGGUUUGGCCUUUCUGACCAGGGCAUUUAGUGUCUCACCAGAAAAAUUAGACAAUUUUAUUCACCCCGUGCUUGGGGCAGAGUUCGCUUAGGGCAUAACUCUGGAAUAUAGGUGUAAGGAACAGUGCAGGGGACAAGGAAGCCUGUCACAUCAAAUUAGGUGCUUCUCACUGAAGUGUAUGCUCAGCCCCUACUACUCACCCCCGUCUUUUUUAGUGUUUCUCCUUAGGCUCUGGGCCUCCUCACUAGCCUACUUGUUAAUCUGAAAAUAAUCAGAAAACUUGCCCUGGGAUUAAGCCCCAGCUGCUUCUUUCAGAACCCACCCCCCCCCCCCCACACACACACAGGAAGAACAACAGGUUGAACGGAAGGCUGGAGAUGGGGUGCCUAGCUGUCUGGUGUAUGUACCUUCCUCCUUCACCCAUUGCCCCAAAGAGCAGUAGGAAACCUUUUGCUUAGGGGUGGAACUUGCUUUGGGCACAUAGUUUAGUUAACCUGAAGUUGCCAGGUCUGGCUAACCAACAAAGAUUCUUUUUAAAUUCUAAGCUGGCCAUGCAAAUAGCCAGGGGCCUAGCUGGGAGGAAUAGACUUGCCCCCCUGCAUGCUUCUUCCCCCAACACCUCAUGGUCCCCUGGCCCAUGCUGUCCUGCCUUCUCUGCCCACUUUCCAUUUCCAGCUCUAGGAGGACUGGGAAGCUAACAAUCAGGGGUUACAACUGGAAGCUGUUUGCAUGACUGAACCCAGCUUAAGUCCCAAGAGGAAGCUGCUGGAUACUAUUGUAACCCUUCAAGGUUGGGGAAGUUUGGGGGGGGGAAGGGCUUCUGUGAAGUUUCCAAACCACUAAAAAGACUCCCCCUCCCGAUAGUGACUGACACAGAUCCCACCCUUUUUCUUAGUGAGUUGACAUCACCAGGCAGCCUCCUGGCCAUUGGUGUAGUUCCUGCAGCUGGCUGGGGGAAUGGUAAUCAGCAGGGGAGUUUACUGGAUGGAGGAGGGUUGGGGUGGGGCAGUGGGCACACCUAAGUUAAUAUAUUGAGAUCUUUGCUUGAGUCUGUUUCUUCCUAAUUCCCGAAGUGGGAGGAGUAAAGAAUGGGGAUGGGUUUGGGAGGCCAUUAGUGGAAUGUCUCUCUCAGGACUCCCCACAAUGUUAGAGUCAAGGCACCAGCCAUUCUUGCCAGUCGCGUCUCAGUGCUUCCAGAAGAGGCUAUUUUGAAUGUUUAGAAAAUGAAAAACAAUGCAAUUAUGCCAAACAGUAUUGAGCAGAAUAAUUUAUUCCUUUUUUGUUCCUUUAUCUUUUUGUUUAAACUAUUAUUAAAUCCUUGUUCUGGAAGAGGUAGGUCCCAGCAUUCAGCCCAGAUUUCCUUUUCAGCAAUAGUUAUUUAAACAAAUAUUUUUUAUUUUCUUUUCUUUCUCUUUCUGAAUUAAAACAACAACAACAACAACAAAAUGAUAUAGUCAGUUUUCUGUUCUGAAAUGCAUUGAAUCAUGGAAAGGUAUAUCUGAGAAUGGGCAGAUGUGACUGAGUAAUGGCUAAGAAUGUUCCGAGGUCGGAGUGGGGAAGGUUAGUGGGGUUGGGAAAUUACUCUAGACACCCUUCCCUUAAGGAGCCUAGUUCCAUUGAACCUGUGCUCUGAAGUUCCUAAGACAUUUAAAUCUGAGGGUCUGUGACUCUUCAUAAAAAUCAACUCAUUGUCUCCUCUGUAGUUGUCUCCAGAAGAGGAAUUAAUUGGAAAGAGUUCCUGGCAGCAGCUUUUCACAGUGGCUGUCCUGUAGCCAUUUGACUGGCACCUCUCCAUAAAUGCUUUAUUACCAAGGUCUCCAUCAGCGUCUCUGCUGCAUUUGGGCAUGUCACAACAUUAGUCAAACUGAGAAUUUGUGCCACAAGCUUGGCCACCCAGACCUCUCUGGGGGGUGAGCUUAGGAGAGGUUUUCUGCAUUUUUGCAUGGCCCCUGCUGUUUCUCCAUGCCUCACUCCUCCCAUGCCACAAAGGAAACCAACAUCUUAACUAGGCAGAAGGCAAGAACCUUCUUGGGCAGAGCUACUGCUAGCAGAUGGGGUUUCACCCUUGGCCAUCUUUGCCCGUGUUUGUACCUGAGCAUUGAGAACCCAGGUGGCAGGGUAGUGUGCAGCACAACCUGGACCUGCUGCAGAAUGUUGUCCAGGGUGCAACCCAAAGCUGGUGGCCUUACCGGGUUACUCUAACUGGUUGGAGCAGCAUACUCAAAUGCUGUACAUGUUGCCCCCAGAAUCCACAGGGUCUCACCAAGCAUUGCGUUGUUUCUUCAUGGUGGCCAGGGACUGUGUUGCUUUGAUCCACUGAAGAUACCACAUCUGGAGCUGUAAGUUGGCAUGAGCACUUGAUUAAGUUUGCAUUAAUCUAUUGUCAUUCUCCAUGAGACCCAUGUGGCUUUGACAUCAAUCAAAUAGGUGAGUAAAUAGGAUGAGGUAGGAAUUACCUGCCCUUGCAUAACUCAGGUUUUGAUGGUGGCACCUAUCUCUGCAAGUCCUACAGAGAUGUGUUAUUGACUUUGGACUUAAUGUCUUGGAGAUGAGGCGGAGGGCAGUUCUAGGGGCUCCUGUUUGGCCUGUUCAAUCAUAAUAAUCCUGACUCUACAGGUCAGGUUGCCAGUAUGGGGAUUUUGCCAGAUAGUAAAUAGACCGCUUUCCUUCUGGGACUGAGGAAAUUACCCAAUAUCAGCCUGUGGUCUCACUGGAUCCACUUUUAAAUAGACUUGGGCCAAGGCUCCAUCUGUCAUUUGCCCUACAUAAACUCCUACCCUAACUGGUGGACAACAAUGGCAUUUCAGGUCUCAGGGGCAGUAGCUAAAAAUCAGGAAUGUCUGGGUGUUUCCCUUUCCCAACUGCACUGUCACUUCAGUGAAUAGAUGCAGACUUCUCUGGAAAGCCUUCAUGCUGUGCACCUGAGCACAGCAAAUGACUGUUCCUCAAAGAACCCUUGACAAAGGGACUCCAGGUCUGGGAGCUGGCUUAGGUCUGGGAAAUGGGUAAGAAGCUGCAAAUUCCCUUCUCUACUCACGUUAGGUUUCUUUUCAGCACACCUAGAAUUUUACCUCUCAGACACGUGAAGCAGUACCAUAGCAGGCUGCCCACCACCUACUUCAUUUCUAAGCACCCCUAUGAUCAGUAAGCUAUUGCUCCAAAUCCCUGUAAGCCAAAACUCUGCCACACUGAAGCUUGUUAUGGUAAACGUGCCUACCUUAUCCGGGACAGUUGUCUUCCUGGCCUUUACUGUGCUGCGAUCCCAUUAUUCUCAGUGAGGUCAAGGAACCAAUUCUGGGCAGCACCUCCCACUGUUACUCCCACUUACAGAGGACAGCCACCAUAGAGCUCUUCAGUGAUAUUGGUGUCCCUGUCACGAAUACAUUCUUUAAAAUUAAUUUUUAAAAGCUUUUUUAUUGUGGAGUAUAAUACAUGUACAGAAAAAGCAUAAAAAUAAAUGUGCAAAAAUAUAGAGCUUAAUGAAUUAUUUUAAUAUGAAAACACCCACAGAACCACCAGCAGUUUGUGUGUGCAUCCCAGAAGCCUCCCACUGCCCCAUCCCCCUUGCCAAGCACAAGCCCCUCUCACCUUCCAGGUAACCACUGUCCUGACAGUCCAUGGUAAUUACUUCCUCAGUUUUCUGUAUACUUUCAUCAUCUGAACACAUGGACAAUAGGAACGUGUUUAUGUAUUCAUCCCUAAACACUAUGGUUUUGUUCUUCACUCUUGAGCUUUUUGUAAGUGGAAUCAUACAGUAUGUGUUUUGUGCGUGUGCAUUUUUUGACUGUAUGUGGCUUGGUUUCACUAUAUUUGUGAGAUCCACCCAUGUUGUUGUAUGUAGCUGUAAUUAUUGUUUUCAUUUUCGUUGUUGUAUAGGAUAUUAUCACAGGACUAUCUAUUGGAAUGAAGAUGGCUAUUCUGAAUACUGCUGCUACGAACAUUGUACACAUCUCCUGGUGCACUUGUGCCUCUCUGAUGGUUAUAAAGGCAACAGUAUAUGUUAUCCUGUUGAAUGCAAUCGUUAGUUCAUAGACCACAUGUGUCUUCAACUUGCUUUCCAAAGUGGUUAUACCAAUUGAUACUCUUCAAGAAGUUCCAGUUGUUCCACAUCCUUGCCAACAUGUGGUAUUGUAAAUCUUGCAGGUUUUAGCCAUUCUGCGGGCUAUGUAAUGAUAUAUCAUUUUGGUUUCGAUCUGCACUGAUGAUCAAGGUAGUUAAACACCUAUCACAUGACUAUCGGCCAUUUGGAUAUCUUUUGUGAAGUGCCUGUUCAGGCCUUUUGCCUAUUUUUCUACUAGGUUGCUUCUCUUUUUCUUAAUGAUUUAUAGAAGUUUUAAAAAUAUAUUAUGGGUAAGAGCCCUUUGUCAGUUAUAUGUGUUGCAAUUAUUUUCUCCCGCUCCGUGACUUUUUCAUUGUCUUAAUGGUGGCUUUUGAUAACCAGCAAUUCUUAAUUUGAAUAUAGCUCAAUUUAUCAACUGUUUGCCAUGAUUCAAGUGUCCGUGUAUGUGUCUGGGUCUGUGUCUGGGCUGCUUUGUUUCAGUGGUGUGUGUGCCCCGAUAUUACAGGGAAUUAUUUAUUCUCAUUUUAUAAUUGUUCUCCCACCUUAUUGUUCUUCUAUAUGGAUUUUAGAAUGAGCCUGUUGAUUCCCCCUGCACAUCAAUAAUGAUGGUGUUUGUAUACAUGGAGGUGGUUACCAACAUCGGGAUCAGCACUCGGUGGCUGGACAGGGAACAGCCAUUGCAUGGGGCGGAGGGAGUCGUGUUAGGAUAAGCUGUAGGUUAGGUUGCACUAAGAAAAAGCCUCAAAAUCCCAAUGGGUUAAACAACAAAGUGUAUUUCUCACUCAAGCCACACGUCCAUCCCAGGGCUCUGCUCAUCGUGGUCAUGCAGGGGCCCAAGCUAACAUGUGAAUCUGUGGUCUCAGGGCCAGAGGAAAGAGAACCUGAUAAACCACACACUGGCUCUUAAAGCUUCUGUAGCUUCUGUCGAGGCUUUCAUUUCCUUGAUGCUAAACAAGUUGCAUAGCCACGGCUCAGUAUGGCCAGGAAGUUUAAGCCUCUUUCAGGAGGGGCACCACAUCAAGGUGAACAGUAAUGCCUUCUACAGCACAGAGGGCUCUUUUGGGGAGAAACCCUUGGAUUUAUGGCCUGGGAGGGAUGCUCACCUGGUUGGCUUGCUGGCUUCCUGCCAAGGGUAGCAAUUACUUUACCUGUGAACAGCUGCAGGCAAGGAACUGCUUUUUGUGACAAAUUUGGCAGUUGUAAGAAAGCAUCACUUCUUGCUAGGUGAGGGGAAGGGCAGAAUCCCAAAACUAUACAAAAUUUCUAUAUAACUGUAUUAAAAAAUCAGAUUAUUGCUGAGUAUGAAUUAGAAAUCAACGCUCCUUCUCACUACCCUUCCUGAAAAUCACAGCUUCUACAGCAAGUCUCUGCCUAGGUAACAAUCAACCCGAAGAUGCAAGAGGAUCCCCCACCCCAUGAUGCCUGCUGAACCAUGGGUGUGUAGGAAGCAGCCUAGUCCUCUGAGAACACAGAAUUAACACCUUCCAUCCAACAACUGUUUUUGCUCCUGAGAAUACAGGCUUUUUUUUUUUUACAGUGUGGUUUCUCCAGGGAGAAAUCUUGGUUAAGUAGAAAAGGCAUAUGGCAUCUGCACUCAGCGGGAUAUUUCUCUUUUUAUAUAGACUUCAGAGCAGUUUUAGGCUUACAGAAAAAUUGUGCAGAAAGUAACAACUGGUUAGUUCAGUGCCCUCCAACCGAGCCUCAACUGGUUGGGCCCAUUCAUAUGUUCAUUCUGUAAUCAGAACUUCAAACAGAGGCCGCGGCUGUUCCCUCCCUGUCCUAUUUCACGGAAGGAUCCAUCUGCUCGGCCCCACUCAGGCCCCCCUCAUUUCUAACCCGCUGGUUCUGGCUCUCUCGGGUUCAGUAACUCACUAAAAUGACUCAGAGAUGGAAAAUGCUACACUUAAUUUCAGCAAAAAAAAAAAAAAGUAUACACACACAAAAUGAAGACACACACAGGACAGGACUAGGAGGGUCCUAAGCUCUGACAUGGAGUUUGUCCCAAAAAUGGACGCAUUUACCCUCCCACGUGUCUUUCACUAACCAGGAAGCCCAUGGAGCUUCCAUACCCAGAGUCUUCGUUGGGCACGUUACAUAGUCGUGGUUGAUUGAAUCAUGCCCUUCUACCCUGAGUUCAGUUGAAAUCAGGAGGUAGUCUUUCUGGCCUGGCCAGCCCGACCAGAGUCACCUCAUUUAGUCUGUCAGGUCUCUUCUGGAGCCCUAUAUAGAUAAAAAAUAUAAAGGCAUCUCAAUUACUCAGAAAAUUCCAAGGGUUGAGAGUUAUCUCCCAGGAACCAAGGACAAAGACCAAAUUAAGUUACAUUCUUUACUCUGUUACCUUUACGUACCUUUACUCACCGAUCUAAACAUCCUGUAGCUAAUCCUUGUUUCUGGACUGGAGACCAAAAGCUUUUGUCUCCUGCCCUACUCUCCGCUUUGCAUUUUUGCUCCGUUACUAGUCCAUGGAAAUUUCUUAUUUUCUGUUUUAACAUUUUAUGUGUCACUGUUGUGUGUUUGGAUCAGAGCAGGUGUCAAGCAUGUGUCCUCUGAACUGGAAUGCCCAUACUUUGGCUGCCUUUGUCUCUCCCUUUCCCCCCAGCUCCCUCCUUGACAUGUCCUACCUGGCCUGUCUCCCUUUAUGUCAUCCACCUCACAUUGCUUCCCAGUCCCCCUCAUUUCACCUUGUCCCCUGCCCAUGACUUUCCAUAACUGCACCCUCAGCCCCCACCUUCCUUCUGUCUUCCACCCUCAGCUGUGGCUUGCAUCUGCCCCUCACAUGUACCUGCAGUCACUCUCUUAUACCUAACUCAGCCACCCAAGCUCACUUUACGCACAGAACCCUCCGUGUCUUUCAUUCACAGGCACGCAAUCCCCAUGAGGAGUUGUGAUGACUCAGCUUUGUGCUCACCCUCACAGGUAACGUUAGUUGCUCACAGCUGAACAGGCAGGGCUGAACAACAACAUUUUAAGACCUAUAAGAAUUAGCAAAUUUACUGUCCAAGAAUUGCCUCUAUAACAGAGAACUCCUGAGGGAGCAGGAGAACAGUGGGAUGCAGACCCCAAAUUCUCAUAAAAAGACCAGACCUAAUGGUCUGACUGAGGCUAGAAGAAUCCCGGUGGUCAUGGUCCCCAAACCUUCUGUUGGCCCAGGACAGGAACCAUUCCCGAAGACUACUCAUCAGACAUGGAAGGGACUGGACAAUGGGUUGGAGAGAGACGCUGAUGAAGAGUGAGCUACUUGUAUCAGGUGAACACUUGAGACUGUAUUGGCAUCUCCUGUCUGGAGGGGAGAUGGGAGGGUAGAGGGGGUUAGAAACUGGCAAAACGGUCAGGAAAGGAGAGACUGGAAGAAGGGAGCGGGCUGACUCAUUGGGGGAGAGUAAGUGGGAGUAUGUAGUAAGGCGUAUAUAAGCUUAUAUGUGACAGACUGACUUGAUUUGUAACUUUCACCUAAAGCACAAUAAAAAUUAUUUUUUUUAAAAAAGAAUUGCCUCUAUAGAGAAACACGAGGAAAUUUUUUAUAAUGCUGGAAUGAGGACAGCUUUUCUAACCAUGAUGUGAAAUUGAUUUCUUUAAAAUCAAAAUGAAAUCUGACAUCAUUAAAUUAACAUUAAAAAACUGGGUUUGUAAAAACAAACUAGGAAAAUAUCCACCACUCAUGACAAAGUCAAGUCUUCCUAAUACACAAAGAUGGCUAAAAGUCAUUAAGGAUUGACAAUCCAAUAGUAAAACGGUGAGACAAGAACGGGUAAUUCCCCAGAAGAGAAAUACAAAUAUCCAGUGAACUGAGAAUGUGCCAAACCUCACUAAAUAAAAAACAAAAAAGCAAUGAUUUUUUUUUUUUUUUACCACUCAAACUGGCAAAGUUUUAAAAAUUGAUGAGUUUUGGCAAACAGGUGAGGUAAGAGGUAUUUUUAUAUAUCACUGCCAUCAUAAAUUGGUAAAAACUUUUUGGCAGGUGAAAUUGCCAGUGCAUCAUAUCUUAAAUGUCCCCAUUCUUUGACCCAACAAUUCUACUUCUAGGAAUGUAUAUAUCCCGGAGCGAUUCACAUGAGUGCCCAAAGUAAGUAAGAGGACGGUAAUACCAACAUGCUGAAAAUAACCCAGAUGCCUGUCACUAGAGGCUGGGACAUCUACACACCAGAGUGAGGUGGACACUGGUGCGCAGACAGAGCAACAAGGUCUACUGAUGAGUGAAAAAGCAGGCUGUACAAUACCAUGAAUAGAAUGUUCAUAUUUUUGUAAAACAGUGGACUGAUAUAUGCAAAUAGAAAGCACAAAGCUGCUAACAAGGAUGGGAGAUGCAGGGAUAGAAAGCGUUUUCACUUCAUAUAUUUUUAAAUGAACAUUAGUCUAAUAAACAAAAAUAAAAUCAUCAUUAGUACUGCAUUUCAUGAUUCUUCAAUCUCAGCAUAAUCAGUGAUGCAUACAGCUGUAACCUACCAGUCCUUAUCGAUAUAACCUAUGAAUUAAAGCCGCCAACAAAGUCCACUAUUCAGGAUGAACAUCGUCAUCAGAGCUUACAGUUGGUCACAACUUCCUCCCCAAGCCCGGCUGCUCAGCUACAGGAAUACUGUGCCAUCUGAUGGUUAAGAAUCCACUAGCUAGGCCCAGCAGGUGCCCAGAAAAUCACUGGCGACCCCAUCUGCCGUGACUGACCGCUAGGAGCCUCAGCACAGACUCAGGAAGAUGGAGAACAAAGGCCCAGAUCUUUGAAGGGCUCAUCUACCCACGCCAAGAAGACUUCUGUGAUGAGCUCAGACUCGGUGGCUUCUGUGUUUCUUCCCAAGUCAGGUUUACAAAGAUAGCCAGUGCACACCCAGGGAGAGACAGGAAUAUCUUCUGCCACAGAGAAGAGGUAGAGGGAACCAGAAGGAAAGUUUCUAGAUUUUAGAAGAAAUAAGAUGAGUGCCAGGGCAGGAGAAGCAUUCGUGUGGCAUUCCAGUAAAGGCACAGGGGAGGGGACAGCUCACAGCCUCCUUACUGCACACCCCUCAUGCUCCAGACAGGGUGGUGAGGCUGACGCUGUGCUUGGGGCCCCCUCGAGUCUAUUCUUCAGGGGCUGGAGGCGGGUGCAAGCAACCCCAGUUAGAAGGCAAGCAGGGAACCCUGGGGCUGGAGGUCACCAACAGCAACCAAGUUACUAUAAAGUGGGAAAACACUGGCUUAGGAAAGGGGGAAAAGGACUAAACUCUUCUACAAUGCAAAAAUUCUCCGCCUCCUCCCUGUAAUUUGCACAAAUUUUUGUCAAGUCCAAAUGUAAUUUAAAAUGAGGUAGGUAGUUUUCACUAUUCGCGCCUUCAUCUCUGUGGUGGCUGUGGUCCUACGCUGUGAAAGCACUCAUCUCCUGAGCAGGGGAGUCCAAGGGUGGGCACCAUUCCAGGUGGAGCUUCUCAGUUGGUGAUUUUCUCAAUCUCGUCUAAAUCAUCUGUGUCCAAUCUUUCUAUCUUCUUAUCUGGGAAAAAAAAUGCAAAGAGAAAUCAACAUGUGGAGACAUGGCUAAAGUCACCUGGGGCAGGGAGAGGACAGACACAGGUCUCUGCAUGCCUCCAGCUACAGCAAUCCUUCAUUUCACCCCACAGGCUUGCAGGGCACAAACAGGAGUCGGCAGGGUGCUGGUCGCUGCUACAGCAACAGAGUCCCAGCCCCAUCAGCCCGGCCAAGAAGGCACUGUCAGUUGAGCCCCGGGGCCUCCAUGUGUGGUCUUUGAGAAUGUUCCUAUCUUAGGAAAGGAGGAGAAUGUGGUCGGGAACAAAGGCCUCUCUUGGGGUCGCAGGAAAACCCCCCCUUUUCCCCACCCCCAUGGCUGGCAAAGGGCACCUGGCAGAGGACACGCCAGGGACUCACUAAAAUGCUCCUGGAUCCUGUUCAGGAUGUUCAUGCUGUGCUUGCUGUCUACCAUGUUCACGGCCAGGCCCCUCUUGCCAAAGCGGCCAGUGCGCCCGAUCCGGUGCAGGUAGGUCUCGUUGUCCGGGUUCCCAUCCUUGUCCACGGGAAGGUCAAAGUUGAUGACGACAGACACUUGUUCCACAUCAAUACCUGUAUGAAGCAGAGUUGGCGAUAGAGUAAGACUAGGGACACAAGACAAAAUCACUGUCGCCCAAAGUUAGGCUGAGAUCCACCAACGUUGGGGGAGGGAAGAGUCUGGGGUGGGUCAGCUCUGGGACCUGGGGACCCGGUAGCAUAGAGGCAUGUAGCACAACCCAGAGGAACAGGCCAGGACUUUGGCAAGUGCUAACAACAUUAUGAAACCAGUAAGACAGCUUUGCUGAUACAGGUAUCUGGAGAUGCAGCUAAAACCUUACCGGGUACCCUGAGGAGAGCAGGCUCCGUCCUCAGCCAGUCAGAUGGCUCUACCUUUGCUCCCACCGAGCCAGGACUCCUGGCUCUUGUGAAAGUUCCUAACUGCUGAGGGAAAUCCAAACAGUUUCUCCCAGAAAAUAAUGUCACCACCAACCUGCUCCUCCCCGCUGUCCCCCCAGACCAUCUGAGUUUCCCAUAAACAAGGAUUUCUCUCUCUAAGGGGGCCUGGGAACCCAAGCCUGGCAGACCAGGACCUAUUAUUGCUCACCACGGGCACACACAUUGGUGGUCACCAGAACCUUCUCUUUGCCUUCUCUGAAGCGCUCAAUUACUGCAGCUCUCUGCUCCACCAUCAUUUCACCACUCAGCAGAGCCACCUGGUGGCCUUCUUUUGAGAGCUCUGCUGCCAGCCAACUAGCUGUCUUGCGUGUCUGGAGAGAAGAAAACAUUUUGAGAACUGAAGGUACCCGAAGAGACUAGUUUUCAUCUGGAAGACUCUACCUGAAACUUAGCAGCUAAGGGUUAAAUUUCCUAAAAGUGCCAAAUUCUUGAGAUGUUUCAAAAGUCACUCAAGUUACAUCAAGAAAUGGAAAUGUAAGAUAAUACAAAACUAAAAAAAACCAAACCCAGUGCUGUCCAGUCGAUUCUGACUCAUAGAGACCCUAGAAGACAGAGCAGAACUGCCCCAUAGAGUCUCCAAGGAGCGCCUGGCAGAUCUGAACUGCUGACCCUAUGGUUAACAGCCACAGCUCUUAACCACUACACCACAGGGUUUCUAAGAUAAUACGUAUAUGCAAAUAUAUACAUAAAUCUUAUUUAAUUACUAUUUUAAAACAACUUUAUAACCCUACUGAUUCCUUGUUAACAUACACACAGAAAGGCACCUUUACAAUGGAAUUAUCUGGCAGAGCCCAUGGUAACCCAGUGAGCAUACUUAACACCAAUAAUGAAAACGCCUGGUAUGGUCCGAUGGGAAGUAACAAUGUCACCUGGGUAGCAACCUUACAAAGAUAUUUACCCUAAAUAUAAUCAUGAGGGGGAAAAAAAAAUUCAGAGAAAUCCUGAAACACUAUUAGCCUAAACUUUUGAAGAUGUCCAUGUCAAGAAACGAAUAAAAAAAAAAAAAAAGGGAAGAGACUGUUGCUCUUCCCCCA
Messenger RNA from Loxodonta africana (African savanna elephant), 33035 nucleotides. It is a transcript of the gene ST3GAL2, whose product is annotated as ST3 beta-galactoside alpha-2,3-sialyltransferase 2. The transcript is spliced from 7 exons. The record is from RefSeq and is a predicted model, not a curated record. Bases 19351 to 20403 code for a protein of 350 amino acids. Gene Ontology annotation, molecular function: beta-galactoside (CMP) alpha-2,3-sialyltransferase activity. Gene Ontology annotation, biological process: sialylation. NCBI's taxonomy places the organism in Eukaryota, Metazoa, Chordata, Mammalia, Proboscidea, Elephantidae. Gene Ontology annotation, cellular component: membrane.